AUGGCUCCAAAAAUCUCAUUGCUCUUUCCGGCCAUGACUGCUCUUCUUCUUCUUGUCCAGAGUACUCAAUCCCAACAACCCGAACCCGUAAACGAAUUCUGCAAAACCGCAAGCCACAAAGAACUCUGCACAAAAAUGGUGAAUGGCUCAAAAACCAUGCAUGAUGCAUCCAAAAACGCCAUGGAAAACACACUUGUUGCAGCCAAGAAACUCCAAUCGAUUUCCAAUCUGAUUCCACCUGCACUUUCCAGCAUGCGAGCCACAACGCAAGAAUCGAUUCUAGCCACCUGCCAGGAUAAUUUUGACAAUACAGUAUACGAUCUCGAGACGAGUUUGGAGUCGCUAGAGAAGAAAGACCAAGGCACAUUGUUGACGUAUUUGAGUGCAGCAACUAUCAGUGAUUGCACUGAUGCAUUUGAAGAAAUGGGUGCUGAUGUGCCGCCGGCAUUGAGCACCGAAAUGGAUUAUGUGUUCAAAUUAGUAUCAAAUUGCUUGGCUGUUGUGCAGCAAAAAUGA
Messenger RNA from Fraxinus pennsylvanica, 516 nucleotides. The record is from the annotation of a GenBank genome assembly. Lineage: Eukaryota; Viridiplantae; Streptophyta; Magnoliopsida; Lamiales; Oleaceae.